AUGGUGAUGGGUACACCACCUUCUUCCUUGAAUGAGAUCAGAAAGGCACAAAGAGCUGAUGGUCCAGCAGGUAUCUUGGCGAUAGGCACAGCCAAUCCUGCCAACCAUGUGAUCCAAGCUGAGUAUCCUGACUACUACUUCCGCAUCACCAACAGUGAACACAUGACUGAUCUUAAAGAGAAGUUCAAACGCAUGUGCGACAAAUCAACGAUAAGGAAACGCCACAUGCACUUGACCGAAGAGUUUCUAAAGGAGAAUCCAAACAUGUGCGCCUACAUGGCUCCAUCUCUCGACGUUAGACAAGACAUAGUGGUUGUCGAAGUCCCAAAGCUAGGCAAAGAAGCUGCAGCAAAGGCCAUCAAAGAAUGGGGUCAACCAAAGUCAAAGAUAACACACGUUGUCUUCUGCACAACCUCAGGAGUCGACAUGCCCGGUGCUGACUACCAGCUCACAAAGCUCCUCGGUCUUCGCCCAUCCGUCAAACGCCUCAUGAUGUACCAGCAAGGUUGCUUCGCGGGCGGCACUGUCCUCCGUCUCGCCAAGGACCUCGCUGAAAACAACCGUGGCGCACGUGUUCUCGUCGUCUGCUCCGAGAUCACAGCCGUCACUUUCCGUGGUCCUUCCGACACACACCUUGACUCCCUCGUCGGACAGGCUUUAUUCAGCGACGGAGCCGCCGCACUCAUUGUCGGUUCGGACCCGGAUAUCAAUGUCGGAGAGAGACCAAUCUUUGAGAUGGUGUCGGCUGCGCAGACCAUUUUACCAGACUCUGACGGUGCCAUAGAUGGACACUUGAGAGAAGUGGGACUCACUUUCCAUCUCCUCAAGGACGUCCCUGGACUCAUCUCUAAGAACAUUGAGAAGAGUUUAGACGAAGCGUUUAAACCGUUAGGGAUAAGUGACUGGAACUCUCUGUUUUGGAUAGCUCACCCUGGUGGUCCAGCGAUACUUGAUGACGUUGAGAAGAAGCUUGGACUCAAGGCGGAGAAGAUGAGAGCCACGCGUCAUGUGUUGAGCGAGUAUGGAAACAUGUCGAGCGCGUGUGUGCUCUUCAUAUUGGAUGAGAUGAGGAGGAAGUCGGUGGCAGAUGGUGUGGCUACGACAGGAGAAGGGUUGGAGUGGGGUGUCUUGUUUGGUUUCGGACCAGGUCUUACGGUAGAGACUGUUGUUUUGCAUAGCGUUCCUGUUUGAACACAACGCUCCCUUUGAUAUAUGCCUACCUACCUUCAUAUGUUUUCGUGUCUUUUGUUUUUUUUUUCUUUUCAAAUUAAUAUAUGUGAUGCAAUAAUUAAGGAAGAAUUCAUUUUGUGUGAAAUGUGUGGACUUCCUGAAAUGGGUCCUUUCAAUUUUUUUUGUUUUUUGUAACAGUCUCUCUUCUUUAUUACAAUAUUAAAUUUAC
This is a messenger RNA of Eruca vesicaria subsp. sativa (arugula), 1399 nucleotides long. The record is from the annotation of a GenBank genome assembly. Lineage: Eukaryota; Viridiplantae; Streptophyta; Magnoliopsida; Brassicales; Brassicaceae.